UAUAAUCCAUGACUGGAAUAUAUCGGUUGAAGACACAGGAAUCGUAUUAUGCUCAAUGUCUACUUGAUACUAGGAGUUCUGUUCUAAAUCAGUUCUCAUUGCGAUGGCGCAGCGGUCGUGCGACCAACAACCGCCCGUUAAAGUUGACAGUCAGCAGGUCCGCAACCAUCCGCACUUCCCCCAUGCACAUCCUGGAUAAGACUGGACAGUCGCUUGUGCAUAAUGCGUGGACACUCUAAUCAGUGUUGUGUUUGGGCCUGCCUCGGAAUGGCGACGAUACCUAUGCUCAGGCAAUUUAGCAUGGAAGUCAAACUCGCGUGCGCCAGUCACCUCUUUGGAAUUGGAGACGAGAUUGGCCAAUGCGACCAACGUGGACACGAUACUUUGGAGGGAAUCCUCGUGUUGGUUGGUUGUCCGUUCCCGGAAAUCGAGGGCGAACGCGCUGUUCCUAGGGAACCGACCCCAGUGCUUCAGGGGACGCCAGUCCUUGGGGAAACUGACCAAGAUGAUCAGCUAUGGGCGGCGCUCAGAUCCAAUCAACGGGCAGUGGAAUGUCGGAAGCUACUAGUGCAACCGAUGAGCUCCGGAUUAUUUCGCCCACGGCCUUUGCCAAGUCUUCAUCGUCGUCCGCUUGACAGGGAAAGGUACUCCACUAGGCAACGAUCAACUGCCCGAUGGGGGCGUUGCGGAAGAUGAGGUGAAACCGAACAAAAAAAGAAGUCGUCAAUUAACCUUAGUAGCCGGGACCAAAAUUGGACACCGCCCGAUGGAAGCGAGGAAGGAUGAACCUAGGUAGUUGGAUGCCUAGGCACAUCUGUGUUCCAUCGUGGAGAAAAGAUGGCUGGGGGAAGUAACCGCC
Molecule: messenger RNA, 859 nt
Organism: Aspergillus piperis CBS 112811
Lineage: Eukaryota; Fungi; Ascomycota; Eurotiomycetes; Eurotiales; Aspergillaceae
Exons: 1
Coding region: 223-696 (157 amino acids)
Source: RefSeq, a predicted model, not a curated record